Symbiodinium sp. CCMP2592 is the source of this 7473-nucleotide messenger RNA. The record is from the annotation of a GenBank genome assembly. Lineage: Eukaryota; Dinophyceae; Suessiales; Symbiodiniaceae.
AUGGUCGCCUUUGCCGCCGAGGCACGACACAAUCAGAUUAUCGGCGAAUUGGGAGCAGAACAUCAGGAGCAGCUCUGUGCAAUGUACAAUAGUGGGCUUGCAGAGGUGACCAAGUUGAGGAACGAAUUAGGCAAUGCUAACAUUGCGUUGUCGAUUCAGAGGUCUGAAAUGGGUCAAGGUGAAGCUCGUUUCCAGCAAACCGAAACCGCGAGGGAACUCGCUGUCCUUGAAGCCAACCGGCAAGCGGAAGCUGCCCGUAGAGCUUUAGAGGAAGCCAACAGCAAUGCCAGGCGCCUUCGCGAAGUGGAAACUUCUGCCCGUCAGAAUGAUGCGAUGCGAUCCCAUGAGGUCGCUGACAUGUCAUCCCGAAUGGAUGAACUGAUGAGGCAGCUUCACGCCCAGCGCCAGCAGACUGAGGUAUUGAUUCAGCAGAAUAAUGCAUUAAGCUCCAGGGUUCGAGAUUUCGAAGCUAGAGAUGCUGCUUUGAGGAUUCAAGAGGGAAUUCCACAAGGGCCUCCACCUGGCAUUCCCGUACAUCCCAUUUCCACCCCGAAGCAUGGAGGUGACACUCCUACGGAACAGGCGACGGACGCCGGGAGGCGGACCCCUCCGGAUGGCUCCAGCCCAGGUGGCGGUGGUGGCGGCGGGCCUGAUGGCAAUGGCCCCAGUGGAGGCGAUGAUGAUCAUGAUCGUCGCAGUCGGAAGUCCAAGAAGGAUAAGAAGCAUAAGAAGAAGAAGUCGCGCAGGAGAAUGAAAGCUACUGAGAAUGACGACUCGGUUGAAGAUGAAGUUGGCAGGGACUACAUAAUCAUUGGCGCUUGGAUCUUCAGCGGGAUGACCGGGGUCACAAAUUCUGUCGAUCGUCAUGCUCAGCUGACCAAGUACCUGAUCGCCUUCAUGAAGUCAAGAGGGUUGAAAGAUACCUUUACGUCUAUCUGCAUCAACCAUGGUGGCAAUCGCCGAGUGCAUCGAGAUUUGUUGAAUCAUGAUAACUCACUCAAUCACACUCUAGGCGUUGGAAGCUAUCAAGGUGGUUCCGUAUGGGUUGAGCAGAAGGAUGACUUUCCCGUAUUUCGCAGAGAAGGUGUAGCUGGUGGGAAAUCAAAGUGCGUCAAGGUUACGGGGGGACUUGAAGUCGACGGAAGAGUAUAUGACACUCAUGAUCGAAUGUUAUCCUUCCACCCCAAGCUUUGGCAUCAGGCACAGCCUUGGACAGGUGAUCGAUGGACCAUCACUGCAUACACGAUUCGGGAUGUAGAUGGUUUGAGCUGGGAACAGUCAAAGUCGUUAAUGUCGCUUGGGUUUCAGUUGAAUUCAUCAAGACGGUUACCGUUUGUUCCAUCAUUGAUUACCGGCGACAGCGAUGAAGAGCUCACACUAUACGACUUCGCGAAGAAGAAGAAGGCCGAAGCCGAAAAAGAUAAGGAGCAUUUCAAUGAAGCCGGGGAGUUGAAAAGUGCUGAGGAUCAGCCACCUCCUCCUCCUGAUUAUACGGAGUACUUUCCUGAUGAAGGUGUUAUUGUUCGCCAUCAUAUGCAGCCUCGCAAAGCUAAGUAUGCUGUUAGCGCUGCGGAAGCAGACGUCUUGAACAUCGGCGACCUGCGGUUGACCGAGCGUCAGCUUCUUGGAAGUACUUCUGCAGAAGAACAAUGGGAUGAUGGUUUCCGGGGGGGUAAGGCUUCGGGACUUUGGACGGGAACCACUUAUUUGUUUGAUCGUGGUAUUGACAAGCAUCAUGCCGUGGCUGCUGUUAAGCGCAUUCGUGACAAGAACACUGCUAAGAAGGAAGCUAGGAAACAGGCUUUCUAUGACAUCAGCCAGUUGUCUAGUGGCACCGGAUGCAUGAAACAACCCGUCAACAUCAUCGAGUAUGACAUGAAGUCUUUUCUUGAACAAGCUGUACAAAAGUACAAAGACCUUCCUGGCCCCAAGUACCACACUCUUAAGUCAGCCUCUACUCCAUUCGCCGACGAGAAGAUCGCGAGGCCCAUCGAUGAUGAGGCCGAGGCAAAGGGAUGGCUCGUUAUGAUCUUCUGCGGGCUGUUCAGGGAUUGGCAAGCAGGGCCUGCUUCGCCGAUCGUCGUGCCGGACAACCUCGAGAAGAGGAUCGAGCCCGAGAGCAACGGGGUUCUCAUCGAAUGGGGACAUGAUCCGUCGUUCUCUCUGCUCGGAAGGGCAGACGAUAAUGGUAGCGGUAGCUCAUCUGUUGUUCGGGUGACUCACAGCAUGGACCUUAACAGUACUCAGACGAGUAGGGACUUGCUCAAGGUUGUCAAAGGCUAUGCCAAAUCGAAUGUUCCCAUUACCGUUUGGGUUGACCUGCGCUUUGCGGGGGGUCCUGAUGACCGCAAACGCUUCGGCAAGCUAUGGUCUUCUUUCGUCAACUUAAGCACCGGUUUGGACCUGAUUAACUGUCGUUAUAUCGUGAUUGCUCCCUGGGAUCAUUUCUCAUGGAAGAUGGAUCGAGUUAUCAAGUGGUGUUCCAAUCAUGAGUGUACGAGUUUUGAAAUUCUUGAUGACGAAAGAUCAGGCAAUUUAGGUCAUUGGAGAUUGCAUACUUCCCACAAGAAUUUGCCAAUUGAAGUGAUGAACAAUUUUCAUGGCUGUAAGCUCAAGAACAUUUUCGAGCCACGAUUUCCUGCACGACAAGCUGCUGUUGCGGUACAAGUUACUCUGAGCGAAGAUCCUAUAGGAAGCGCAGCAGUGAUGGCAUCCCCUAUGCCCACCGUCUCUCUUGAGGAGCGUCGCCGACGCAUCGAGGCUUUCCGCAGGGCUCUUAAGGACCCUGAAUGCCUCGCGGAAGCGAUGGCCUUUGAGGAACCGGCAUAUUUUAAGGAUGCCUAUGGGGUCGUGAAGGAGGCGUACCAGUACAAGCUGGUGGAGCCUGCGGAGUCCGAUCCGCCAGAGGCCAUUUUCCUCGGCCGUAUCAAAAACGGCGAGUGGAUUGGUCUGCGGAAGCAGUACCCCUAUGCAGGUUUUCCCCUUCUGUACGAGAUGUGGCACAGCCAUUUCAACAGCCCGGCUCAUCAGGGAAUGCCAGUUGAGGGCUUCGAGCUCCUUGGCGAUUCCCUCCUGACGGAGUGGACAGAACUUGUCAAAUCUUACCUCCGCGACCUGGCUUAUGUGGGGCAUGCCACAAACGCCGAAAUGGCUCUCAAGGCCACUGAGCCGUUUGAUGUCUGUCACAGAGCGUAUGUGCUGUCCCAGGAAACCCUGGGUUACCACGAGUUGAUGCCAGCUGCCACGGCGUUGCUUGACUCGGUGUAUACUCCGGCCCUUCGCAGAAUCGAGCACCAAGAGCAACCAAGCUCCUAUUUCAUUGUUGGAGGAGAUAGCUCUCUCGCCUUGGUGACCCGAGACGGUGGACGCGUCCAGAAGAAAGGGACGAUGGAACCGUCUCUCCGGGAGGAGAUGACCAAGGACAUCCGCAUGGAUGGCUGCUCGGUAAUCAUGCGUUGGGGAAAAGGGCUCGGAGACAUCGUGUGGAACGUGGAACAGGAGCUCAACCGAGUCCAAAGGUGGAGGAACGGCCAGGAACCGCUCACACCGGAAGGUGUCGACAUUAUCAUUCAAUGGGGUGGUAAUGACGUCUAUGGCGAGUAUGGUUACAAAGGCUUUUCCUUCCACAUGCGCAAUGCGUGGGUUCGUGUUGAUGAUGCAUUGCAUGACACCCUUUCCAACUGGGAGACCAAGGCACGCAAAGCUGUUGAAGACGCGAAAGAUGCCCUGGUUCGUCUCUCAUCCCGGAAGGGAGUGUCCUCUGUCACGCUGGCGGCUGGCCCCCACAACGGGGAAUUCUACGGUCUCCCGGAGGUCUAUGACCUGGAGAUGGCCCGUCAUUCCGACGAGGUGAAGGAGCGAGGGAUCCGCAUCGUCGACCCCCAGGCCCUCAUCCUCGCGACAGAGCGUUACGAUGGGUUCCACAUGGAGGCUACCCAUGACAACGUGAAAGUUACCACCAAUUGGUUCUUUCACCUUUGCUCUGCGAUUAUGUUCGAGCGGUGGCUUGUGAAGCACGCGAUGGGGCUCAAGGCCAAUUCGCGUGGCAUCCUCUUCCACAACCACUUUCACCUCGGACUCGGCUUGGAAGAGCUCGACAUCCCUCCUACCACGGACUUGCUUAUCCCGGCGGAAGCUGAGAUGGUGACUUUCCCGCCUGAGGCACCGCCUGUCCAGCGCUUCCCGGAGGAGGAGAUUGUCUUGAACCAGCCGAUCCUCAGCUUGGAAAAGCUUGACGAGCUUGAGGGUGUGCCGCCCACUGACUACGUCAAUGAAGUGGCGAAAGAGUCAGAGGAGAUCACGGUUGAGGACGUUGUGUCUCGUAAUCCGAAUCCGGAGGACGAGCACCUCACCGUGGAAGCGGUUGACCCUGGCUCGGAGAUGGAACAGAUCGUUCGGAACAUGAUUGAGUCGGUGAACCUGGUGAUGUCAAAUAAGGAGGCUGAAGAGGUCGCCCAAGAGACGGGUGUUGCUCCCUAUGAGUACGUUGAGCCGAAUGUCACAGCCACAUUCGUUGUGGAUGGUGAAGCAGUCUCCACGAUUGCUACUUCCGAUAUCCCGACGGAAGUCUGGGACUCCGGUCCUAUGGCUGUGGACUACGGCGCAGACGAUGAAGUGGAGCAUCCCCGCGGAAGUGGUGGACCCAUCUGGCUUACUCCGGAUCAGCUUCCUGAUGUCAGGGGUCGCAUGGGAUACUUUCGCCUCACGGAGAUGGAGUGUGUGUCGUUGGGCAAGAAGCUGUCGUGGCACUUGCGUGGGCAUGCCAAGGACAAGGGAUUCCGCACUGUUGAGUUCGAUGAAGAACAGGCCGCAGAGAUCGGAGAUGUUUUGAAGGUCAUUGGCAAACAAUGGUCACGCCUGACGGUGAUGACGAUCAUUGACCUGUUGACGUCGGAUCACUGUGACAAGGGCCGGUUCGAACUCCAGGCGGAAGCCUUGGGCGAGGAUACGCGAGUGGGCCGGGGAACAAACUGGCACUUCACUCGUAUCCGAGCAUUCCAGGGUCACAACGCCUGCUUGCUCGUCCUCGGCAGCGACCCGCUGAAGAACACUGUCAAGCAGUGGGCCCUCGAUGACAAAUGGAUCCCGUGCUAUGUCGAUCUACCGAUCACGGGUCCAUACCCUUAUCGGGCAACGGCCUUCGAUCUUAUGCCAAAGCUGGCGUAUCACGCCACAUACUGGCGAAAUUUCACGAAGAUCGUCAACACAGGCCUCAUCCCGGGAGGGAAGAUGACUUCGAAGGGCAACAGCGGGAGGCCCUUCAACAUGUUCGCGAUGGAGCCUCAGUGGGAACGCACCUCCAAUCAGGGCGUCCGCCCUGGCGCCCAGCUGGAAUUUGUGAUAGACUUACAGCUCGCCGCUUGCGAUGGCUGUCGGUUUUUCGAGACAAAAGCUGGAGCGCUGCAGACGCCGGAUUGGAUCAGCAACCGGGCCAUUCUGUAUGCAUACGACCGGUCGACUCAGGAGAUGAUCUGGGCGAACCGAGCAUACGAACCAGCGCGGAAGCGCUUGGCCCAGGCGUGCAAAGACAAGAGCCUCAACACGCCGAUUUAUGGCGAGCGGGGUCACCAGGAGCUGGUCGAUGCAAACGGCUAUUGCUACAACUACCUCGUGGCAGGCCUGGGGUAUCGCAACUUCGACACCUGGAAGGACGCCGCUAAGGCAUGCAAGGAUGUCUACGACCUUGAUUUCUACCCAACAAGCAUGUGUGGUCUAGACAUUCGCAUCCCGGAAGGGCAUGCCUUGCAGGGCUCAGAGUCAUUGUACAAAAUGGUGGUUCACGUGGCUCCAAAGCAUCCCCAUCAAAGAUGCAACGAUGAGUCGGAUUGGCGUCGCCAGGAGAACGUCAGCAUUCCUUCUUUCGGUUGCCCAAGCUGCGAUGUGAGCAUGGCCUUGGAGAACACCCGCGCCAAGCAAGUUGCCGCCCGGAAGGGUGAGCCCCUGGAUUACAGGGCAUUGCAACCAAGCGGGGAGGUCAACUCCAACCGUGCCACAGGCAACAAGAGGGAUCGGAGUGCUGGCUCUGGCCCGGCCGCUGUUCGCCAACAGGCCGCCAAGUACCUCGGAAAGGCCCUGAUGGCGGGUUCUCGCACUGUUGUUGUGCGUCAGUCUCGUGAUCCGUUCACGGCCUACAACAAUGCAAGAUUUGGCAUAUCCAUUACGGGGCUUGAGCAACUCAUGAUUUUCGCCCGAAUGAGGAUCGCCAACCCGCCGAGGUCACGCCAGAUGAUCCAUGACCGCACUGGCUUUGACGGCGCAGCCAAGGUGAGCUUCUCAUUCCCACCGGAAGGUGAGGACCUGACACUUACCGACCACUGUUUUGUGGCGUUCGUGGACAGGUUCCACAAGCUUGACGAAGCCGCCUUGUUGGCGUUUGCCGUCCAUCGCAACGGCUACGUCAUGGACAUUCUUGGCUUUAGCGGCCGCAUAUUGAAGCCGACUGGUCCCGUGGUACAGAUCUUGGCUAGGAUUGUGGGAUUCUUCCAAGACGAGGUUCGGUAUGCGGUUGAGCGCGGUGAACGAGUGCCUGAGUUGGUUUUGCCUGCCAAUCAGGAACUCCGCGUCCCGGAAGGGCUCGCCUCUCUUGGGGACAGACAGCUGAAUGAACUUCUCAUCAACACGAAGUUCGCGCGACAGCUCCCCGGCGCCAAAGGCGUCAAUGAGAGGGUCGGAUACGCCUUCAGAGCAGGGAGGACGGAGACGAGAGGCAGAUCAGCUCAGCCACCGAUUCCAAAGGCGAGGCCAACGACCAGAGCUACCGGCAGUGCACAGCGAGCUGGCUCAGUUCCUCCAAAGCCACGAGCACGCCCUCGUGACCCUUCCCCGGGAGUGGCAGCUACCCGAAUGCGGCCAACAGAGCCCAGCUAUCCGCCACCCGGAAGGGAUGUGCCAGGAUCGUCAACGGAUGCUCCGAUGCGUCCGCCCGAGCCGAAGGGGCAUGAUGCGCUGCUUUGGGCUCGCCUCAAGGCAUCUCGGGAUAAGAACGUUCCCAGAGGCAUGGAAGAUCGUGCAGUACCAGCGUUUCAUGAUUUGAACGACUUCCACCUCCUGGCACCGGAGCACGUGGGCUACUUUCUCUCUGGCUGGAAAGUCUGGCAGAAGUCCGCCCCGAAGGGCAAGAGCGCCAAGAGCGCGACCGAGGUGAAUGCUGCUCGCCGAACAGGUGGCUAUGUUGAGACAGACAAGAAGUUUGGAGGUGGCACCAACGUGUCAGCGCACUCAACAGUGCCCAAUGCCAAGAAGCUGGAUGAGAAUGGCGAGACCUUCCGACAUGCCACCGUGUCCCACGAAUUCAAGACCGCCCUUCAGCAGGCUCGCAUAGCAAAGAAGAUGACCCAGACCGCCCUGGCGACUGCCAUCAACGAGAAGGGUAGCGUGAUCAACGAGUACGAGAGUGGCAAGGCCAUUCCGAAUGGCGCCAUCAUCAACAAGCUGAACAAGGCUCUUGGUGUUCGUCUGCCGAAGGCCAAGUAA